AUGAGUAUCAAUCCGGCCCUCCCAGGGCUCUUACUAUACAAUCUUGCAAAUCCCAUGGCUUUGCUAUCGGUACCCCCCGAGCAUCUGCACUCUGGUCUGGCAGCUCAGCUUGCCGACGCGACAGCGCGCGCCGACGCGGUAGAAAUGCGCCUUGAGCGCCUUGAGCCGCUGGCCGAUGAGGACGCGCAAUGCCUGCCUGCACUACAAGCCGAGGCAAAACGGCUCACUGAGCGAAAACCUUUUAUGAGCGAGAUAGAUCGCUUUCGCGGCUACAUAGACCCGCUAUGGGAGGAGUCGGUAAGGUUUGCUGAAGCGGCUUUCCGCCAUGCUGGCAUAUAUCACGAAGAGUGGCCUCUCGUCUCUGCAGAGACCGACGUGCAAGAUGCCAAAAGCUGGUUCACUGAACGCGCUAAUGAAUUGAGUGAUGGUAUCACCUCAGUGCAGAACACUGCAAAUGAGGCUGCCGUGACGGCGCAGAAGACUGCUGUCGACGCUGCUCUUGCAACCCAGAAGCAAGAGCUUGAAGGCAAAGCUGGAUCAGCCCAGGUGACUGCCAUUCAGAUUGCUCUUGCGGCCCAGAAGGAUGGUCUCGAAUCCAACGCCGACCUAUUGCAGCAAGCUGCCAUUAAGAUUGCUCUGGCAACCCAGAAAGAUGACCUUGAUUCCAAGGCUCAAUCGGCGCAGGACACUGCCAUCAGACAGGCUCUGGCAGCCCAGAAGAGUGACCUUAAUUCCAAGGCUCAAUCUGCGCAGGACACUGCCAUUGAAAAGGCUCUGGAAGCCCAGAAGAAACACCUUGAGUCUGAGGCUCGUUCAGCGCAGAAAGAUGCCGUCGAAGAGGCUCUCGCAGCACAAAAACGAAAGCUUAAAGACGAGGGUAAGUCGACGCAGGAUACUGCUGUACAAAAGGCUCUUGCAGCUCAACAGAAGGAGCUUGCCUCCACGGCUGCGUCAGCGCACAAGACUGAGCUUGAAAAGGCUCUUGCUGAUCAAAAGAAGGAUCUAGAAUCAAAGAUUAAUCCAAUCUUCAAGGCAAAACUGGCCACCCAGAAAUCAGAUCUUGAGGCCAAGGCUAAGUCUGCACUUGAUGCUGCUGUAAACACCGCACUUGCGGCCCAGAAGAAGGAUCUUGAAUCCAAAGCCAAGUCGGCCCAGGAUGCUGCACUCAAGGCGCAAAAGCUGGCUAGUGACGAUGAAGCUGCUAAGGCUCAGAACUCGGCGCUCAAGGAUCAGAAAACCAAACUGACCGAUUUUCGUGACCGGCAGCAAAGACGCAGUCUUGAAAGCCAGCAAGAGCGGCUCGAUACCUUGGCCGCCAACGACAAGAAAAUAGCACUUGAUGCUCAGGAGAAGCUGCUCAAAUCUCAAGAAUCUGCGUCCAAGAAGGUUUGGGGGGAGAAAUAUCGACAAGAAAUGAAAACAUGGCUGGCGGGUCACAAAGAACAACAGGCCAAGUUGCAUGAAAAAGCAUUGGCUAAGCUCCAAGCGUCGCUUGACGCUGAAAAGGCUGAUCACACCCAGCUGAAGACCGCCCAUGAGAGGCUCGAGACUGACUACAAGCAGCUGAACGGUGACAACGCACUCGAUGCCGGCCAUAGUCUACAAGAAAUGGGAUUAGCGCUAGAUUCAGCCACCGAACGAGCAAGAGAUCUUGCGCAGCAGCUGAAGAACGCUCAGCGCAAAAUUGACGCGGCCCAGGACGCCACCGCCGAAGCGUUAGAUGAGAAGGAUCUUCUCGAGGAUGCUCUGCUAGAAGAGCUGCGAAUAGCUUCUGGCAAGCUCAACACUACUCGGCAACAACGCGACGCUGCUAUCGUAGAGAUCAAAGGCCUCGAAGCCGAGCUUGCUGUCGAAUUCGACUACAACGUGGACAAACACCGCGAAAACGCUGACCUAUAUGGUCGCUUCAUGGAGCGGACUGGCGAACUUGCAAGAUCGCAACAAGCUCAUCGGCGGGAGCUCAUCAUGGCAAACGAGACUGCAACCAAUGCUCUUGCUACCAAGGAGACUGAACACGAGGAGGCUUUGAAGGAACAGAGAGCUGAACAUGAAAAGCAGCUCACUGCUAAGGAUACUUACUGCAAUGAAGUUUUGCACAGCCAGAAAGAGACGCAUGACAAGACGCUGCGCCAGAACACAGAGGCUCACGAAGAGGCGGCCAAAAAGGCAUCGAAGGCCGCUGACGAGAAAUACGCGACUCUAGAGUCAUCUCUGAGUGCGAAGGAAAGCACCCACAAAGAGGAGCUUAGUAAGGCUCAACAGGCCCUUAUAACGGAAGAAGGCAAGUUAGAGGAACUUCGCCAAUCAUCGAAGCGAGAGCUAGAUACUCAAGCUAGCACCUACGAAGAGAAGCUUAGUAAGGCUCAACAGGUCCUUAUAACGGAAGAAGGCAAGUUAGAGGAACUUCGCCAAUCAUCGAAUCGAGAGCUAGAUACUCAAGCUAGCACCUACAAAGAGAAGCUUAGUAAGGCUCAAGAAGCCCUUACAACAGAAGAAGGCAAGUUAGAGAAACUUCGCCAAUCGUCAAGGGAAGAGCUAGAUGCUCAAGUCAACACGCACAAAGAAGAGCUUGGCAAGUCGCAAGAGGCUGUUGCGAUAGAACAAGGCAAAGUGGCAUUACUUGAUGCUGCUGCUACCAAAGAUGAAGGCACUAUCCUCUCUUUGAGGGCUGAUCUUACAGCUUCGGUGUCUAGGUACCAACAUUUGGACCGUCGCACUACCCAUGAACUGGCUGAAGGUCGCCGUCAAAAGCUGUCACAAGCCUUACGCCAUGCGGAAACCUUGGUGAUACUACAGGAACGACUUGAUUUUGCCGAAAAUCACCUCAUCAGCGCCGACAACUCAGUCGCGUUAUGGAAGAAGAAUUUCCAAUCACUGAGAACCGAGGCAGCUGAAGUGAUGCGCAUCGUCGCGCAGUUCGACUCCCCGAAGUUUGCGAUCACGCCAUGUAAGGGUACGGUCUUGCAGCGUGUGACACACCUGCUUAGCAGCAGCCAUGCUGAUACUGAGAUGCGCAUGUCGCAGUUGCUCGAGGCGCUUGUAGCGUUCACCAGUGCUUGUUUCGACGACAUGGGGCUUACUCAUACAGAGUGGCCUCUUCUAACAGCCAAGAACUGUCUCGAGGAUAGUGCUAUACACGGCUGGCUUGGUAGCCGCCUAUCAGAGCUGUCCACAGGCGCAGAGAGUAACCUUCUCGCCCAAAUGGUAGUGAUUCAAGAAGGCCAGAGGAAGUUCGCGUCACUGCGCGCAUCAGCAUGCGAGUUCGCAGCAGCUGCUAUCACUAGAGCCGACGCCAGUCAGCCGCUAACGCUCUUGGAUGAAACCUCAUCUGUCGAAGAACUCGCGCAACACUUCAAGAGCUGCCAAGCAAGCCUGGAAAUUGCUUGCGUAGACAAAGCGCUAAGACAUGAUCACGCCGUCAAUGACGCUCUCAACCGCGUGCACCAGGGUGUAGCAAAGAUGCUCGGCGUUGCCGGCAUCGAUACAGCGAGCUGGACACAGCUCGCUACGUUGACUGACAUUGAGCAUAUCAGUAAGUGGUUCUCGUUGCGGUCACACGAGCUGCAGGACGAGCUGGAUUGUCGACUCAUGAUCAGUCAUGCGGAUUCCGCACGCGCAGCACGCUCAGUAAUGGAUCCGCUCUCGUGUCUUGUCGAUAUCAUUCUUCAUGACAUCUCGGGGAAUACCCCACAGUACGAGAUGAUGAGCAUCGCGCUCACUGAGCAGGAUAUCAUUGACUGGACAGAGUCUCGCAUGGCGGAAUUGCAGACCGCCAACAGGGACAACCUCUUCAAGCUGGUCGAUAACAUCUUCGCGUCAAGUGCUUUGAACAAGCCUCAGAGGCCAGUCGGUCUUAUCGACUAUGCGACGCUCACUCGGUGGCUCGGAGACCGCGUUCUGGACAUCAACAGCCACCAUCAGCAAAUGGACGCUGCGAUUGAUGCGGCCAACGAUGAGGCUAUCAAGCUCGUAUUGAGACUAGGUGCCGAUCUUUCCGUUGUCAUACCGGAUCACAACAGCGCUUCGUGGCCCGAGCUAUGGAAGGAUGUAUCCACGCAUCUGCAUGGCGAGAUCCAGCAUGCGCAUGACGCCCAGCGCACAUUCCAGGUCGGUAUCCUGGAGGCUGCAGAAUCAUUCGCAAAGGCUGUCUUUGACGCCCAAGGCAUCUCUCACCGAUGGCCUGAACUGAAUUCGGAGGACUUGACUUCGAUCAAGACAUGGUUCGCUUGUCGCGGCGAUACCUUCACGCAGACGGUCAGGCGAGACAAGAUCGCAAGGGAAAGCAAGAUCUUCAAAAGUCUGCAUCAUUUCGCUCUCCUCGCCACCGGAGCUAAGAGCUUCCCUGUGAAGCUCGUAGCGGAUUGCGAUCUAUCCGCAUUCGAAAGCUGGUUGGCAGACCGCACAUCCGAAGUUUCGGAGCGACUUCUCUUGGGAGAGGAGAAGACGGAAGCAGCACUCAAUAAUGCUAACGCGAGCUUCGAGCUCCAGGAUCGGAUGCGGGCGCGAUGGGCCUCGGAAACAGAGCAGACACACAUGCUUCGGGAGAGGCUGAGAUUACUCGCCCAAAGAUAUCGAGUCCUGCUAUCAGCGCAUCGCAAUUAG
Messenger RNA from Alternaria arbusti, 4602 nucleotides. RefSeq lists its product as uncharacterized. The transcript is spliced from 2 exons. Lineage: Eukaryota; Fungi; Ascomycota; Dothideomycetes; Pleosporales; Pleosporaceae. Bases 1 to 4602 code for a protein of 1533 amino acids. The record is from RefSeq and is a predicted model, not a curated record.